CCGCUCGCCGCGGGGUUUAUUUGGCUCCGGGUCCCUCGGCCGCCGCCAUUAGGGGUCCGCAGCGCCCGCGGCCGCCUCCCACAUCUCACUGCCCCCGCCCCCCGGGGCUCCCCAGCCUCCGCGCCUCCUCUCCGCUCCUCUCCCCCGGCCUCCGGCAGCCGGGAGCCGCGCGCGGACCCUCGGAGACCAUGUCCUGACUGAGGGGAGAGGGCGGAGGCGGCAGCAGCGGGGCGGGCGGCGGCGCGAAGGGAGGCGGAGAGGGGCCGGGCUCGACUCGUAGCCGCGGGCUGCGCGGGGAGUCGCCGCUGCCGCCGCCGCCGCCGCCGCCGCCAAGCGCCCGUCGGACGGGGAGGAGGAGCAGGAGCUGGAGGAGGAGCCGCCGCCGCCGCCAGGAAUAGCUAUUCACAGUCAGACAGAACCACUUAUCACGUUUUGCACUAUCUCCUGAGGAAGUCAGAAUUCUGAGCCAGCAUGAAGACGGAAUCUUGUCUUUGAUCUGAUUUGCAAACCGUACUUUUAUUCUAAUCAUGUGCAAGGUGGAGGUUAUAGCGUGGGAACUAAAAUCUUACUUCCUGCCUGACACAGCUCACUUCAAGAAGUGCACAAUGUCAGAACGUGGAAUUAAGUGGGCUUGUGAAUAUUGUACGUAUGAAAACUGGCCAUCUGCAAUCAAGUGUACUAUGUGUCGUGCCCAAAGACCUAGUGGAACAAUUAUUACAGAAGAUCCAUUUAAAAGUGGUUCAAGUGAUGUUGGUAGAGAUUGGGAUCCUUCCAGCACCGAAGGAGGAAGUAGUCCUUUGAUAUGUCCAGACUCUAGUGCAAGACCAAGGGUGAAAUCUUCAUAUAGCAUGGAAAAUGCAAAUAAGUGGUCAUGCCACAUGUGUACAUAUUUGAACUGGCCAAGAGCAAUCAGAUGUACCCAGUGCUUAUCCCAACGUAGGACCAGGAGUCCUACAGAAUCUCCUCAGUCCUCAGGAUCUGGCUCAAGACCAGUUGCUUUUUCUGUUGAUCCUUGUGAGGAAUACAAUGAUAGAAAUAAACUGAACACUAGGACACAGCACUGGACUUGCUCUGUUUGCACAUAUGAAAACUGGGCCAAGGCUAAAAGAUGUGUUGUUUGUGAUCAUCCCAGACCUAAUAACAUUGAAGCAAUAGAAUUGGCAGAGACUGAAGAGGCUUCUUCAAUAAUAAAUGAGCAAGACAGAGCUCGAUGGAGGGGAAGUUGCAGUAGUGGUAAUAGCCAAAGGAGAUCACCUCCUGCUACGAAGCGGGACUCUGAAGUGAAAAUGGAUUUUCAGAGGAUUGAAUUGGCUGGUGCUGUGGGAAGCAAGGAGGAACUUGAAGUAGACUUUAAAAAACUAAAGCAAAUUAAAAACAGGAUGAAAAAGACUGAUUGGCUCUUCCUCAAUGCUUGUGUGGGGGUUGUAGAAGGUGAUUUAGCUGCCAUAGAAGCAUACAAGUCAUCAGGAGGAGACAUUGCACGUCAGCUCACCGCAGAUGAAGUACGCUUGCUGAAUCGUCCUUCUGCCUUUGAUGUUGGCUAUACUCUUGUACACUUGGCUAUACGUUUUCAGAGGCAGGAUAUGCUAGCAGUAUUGCUUACAGAGGUGUCUCAACAAGCAGCAAAGUGUAUUCCAGCAAUGGUGUGUCCUGAACUGACAGAACAAAUCCGGAGAGAGAUAGCUGCCUCUCUUCAUCAGAGAAAGGGGGAUUUUGCUUGCUAUUUUCUGACUGACCUUGUAACAUUUACAUUGCCAGCAGAUAUUGAAGAUUUGCCCCCAACAGUCCAAGAAAAAUUAUUUGAUGAGGUGCUUGAUAGAGACGUUCAAAAAGAAUUAGAAGAAGAAUCUCCAAUUAUUAACUGGUCCUUGGAAUUGGCUACACGUUUGGACAGUCGACUGUAUGCACUUUGGAACCGGACUGCAGGAGACUGCCUACUUGAUUCAGUUCUACAAGCUACCUGGGGCAUCUAUGACAAGGACUCAGUGCUUCGGAAAGCCCUGCAUGACAGCCUGCAUGACUGUUCACAUUGGUUUUACACACGCUGGAAAGAUUGGGAAUCAUGGUAUUCUCAGAGCUUUGGUUUACAUUUUUCCUUGAGAGAAGAACAGUGGCAAGAAGACUGGGCAUUUAUACUCUCUCUUGCUAGUCAGCCUGGAGCAAGCUUGGAGCAGACGCACAUUUUUGUACUGGCACAUAUUCUUAGACGACCAAUUAUAGUUUAUGGAGUAAAAUAUUACAAGAGUUUCCGGGGAGAAACUUUAGGAUAUACUCGGUUUCAAGGUGUUUAUCUGCCUUUGUUGUGGGAACAGAGUUUUUGUUGGAAAAGUCCGAUUGCUCUGGGGUAUACGAGGGGCCACUUCUCUGCUUUGGUUGCCAUGGAAAAUGAUGGCUAUGGCAACCGAGGUGCUGGUGCUAAUCUCAAUACCGAUGAUGAUGUCACCAUCACAUUUUUGCCUCUGGUUGACAGUGAAAGGAAGCUACUCCAUGUGCACUUCCUUUCUGCUCAGGAGCUAGGUAAUGAGGAACAGCAAGAAAAACUGCUCAGGGAGUGGCUGGACUGCUGUGUGACGGAGGGGGGAGUUCUGGUUGCCAUGCAGAAGAGCUCUCGGCGGCGAAAUCACCCCCUGGUCACUCAGAUGGUAGAAAAAUGGCUUGACCGCUACCGACAGAUCCGGCCGUGUACCUCCCUGUCUGAUGGAGAGGAAGAUGAGGAUGAUGAAGAUGAAUGAAAAAAAAAAAUCAAACAGCAGAAGACCAAGGCAUCAGAUCUGUAAUGACCCUAAAGUUAGUGUGGUGCUCCAAGCAGAGUCGACAUCACGGAAUGAACCAACUCUGGCAGGAUGUGCUCGGGGAAGUGUUUUCCUGGAGCACACACCUUAUGGAGAUAAUGCCUCUGCUGCGCGAGGAGACAGAGAACUUUAGUUGGACUACAGUUUGUAAAACAAAACUAAUUUUAUUAAGACAGAACUUUUUUUCCUUCCAAAUUGUAAAUCUGUCUAUAAAUGUAACGCAUGUGGUUGUGUAAGACAUUGUUUAAUAGGAAAAGUUGUACCAGCAUCUUCAUAUUAUUGAGAAAAUUUUUUCCAGCAUGGGCACUUAGAAAAAGCACAUGGCAGAUGGCUCUUUGUUCCUUUCAGAUAUUAUUUCAGUAGAACCUGGCAUUCUACUUUCACCUUAAAAGAUCCAUCUAAGUCUCAGAUCUGGAAACGUUUUGUACCGAUUAUCCACAGCAAAACAAAAAUAAGCUUUUAUUAAUAAUUUCGUUCCUCUUGUGCCCAAUCAAAUCAAAUCUUCUAGGAACAAACUGCAAGAAAAGCUAAGAAUGUUUUAGAGUGAACUAAAUACAGACAUUGCUUACUUGUUUUGAAGAGGGUUUUGGUUUUGGCUAUUGUGUCUUUAAGUUUUCUGAUAUGCCCCCUUUCGAUAUUUAGAUAUUUAUUUGUUGGGAAGAAUACCUUAAAAUGAGGGUUCUUAUUCCAGAUUCUGGGCAGUGGUCUGUGAGUAGUUUUUUUCCUGGAUGAAAAGGGAGCAAGCCCACUUGUCACUAAAUGAAUUGUGUGAAAUGUGCUCACUUGGACUCCAUCAACAAUGUGCUGCUCCCAGAUUGCCAUGCCAGAGGGUCUUCGGAUUCUUCCUUCUAUCACCUCUGCUCUAAGCAAAUCUUGUUAGAAGGGCAUGCCUUUGCUUAGGCAGAUUGGGAAUACCAAUUCACUACAGAAUAAAGAUUUUAAAAAUGCAAUAAGGUGGCAAAUGCAUUGUAUGAAGAAUUUCUCAGUGUUUAGUCUGAGAAUUUUUGCAUGUUGGUUAAUUGUGGCCAUUCUUAUUUAAAGUUAAAACUAUAAUCUUAGGUAGAAAAACUUUUUUAUAAGAAGUAUUAUUUGACCACUUCAGGUAUACAUUCAAUACUGGGUAAAAAUUUCAGACCUAUCUCAGGAACACAGAAAUAUUUGGUGUCCUGAUAAGCACUUUCUAGACUAUUGAUGUGGCCAGGAAUUUGGAAAGAUGACACACACACACACACGUAUAUUUUUUUCCUUCCCUGUGAUGAAAAAGGCUGUGAAAACCUUAAAGUAUUUGCUUGCUUCUUGUUUUGUUUAGUUGAUAAUGAAAUGUGUACAACCUCAAAUUUGCUGCCAGAAUACUAAAAAUAGAAAAAUACCCACAAAACUGUCAUGUCUUUAGUUCUUUCCCCCCGAAAACUCAGUAAAAAGGUGCUCCCAGGAUGAAAAGAUCAUUUUUUGCUGCAUGCUAAAUCUUGCAGGAAAAAUGAUUUUUUAGUACGAUUUUGUAGAAAUGAAUCUUUGAUAUAAUGUAAAUGCUGCUGUUUCAAGUGGUGAAUGUGUUGUUAGAAAUUGGCUGUUUGCUUUCAUUUUGGCCAAUAAGUAAUCAAGUUUGUAGAAAAUGUUAGCAUUCUGACUACUUAGCAUCUGUAGUAAUUUAUUUCUCUAUGUAUAGGGAUAAUUUUUUAGUGGGCAGAGAUCCUGUUCUAGUUGCCUGUUAAGCAAAAUCUGCACUCCCAAUUGAAAAAGCCAAAGAGAAUUGUUAAGAGGGAAAAGCAUGUAGCCAUUGCAGUCUGCAUUGCAGCCAGCGUUGUCCAGAGAGUACACGCUCAGCACUUAGCUUCUACUGUGUGUUGUGGUCUGGUGAGUGUUGUUUCCCCUGAGCACUCUAUUUAUUUAUUUAUUAUCAGUGACCCUGACCACAUAGUGUGAUAGGUGCAGCAUUCUUCCCUGUGGGAAAGAAUUAAAGAUGGUUCCAUUUCCUAGGCUACAGACAGGAAUGGGGCUCUAAAUGGUUUUCAUAGACUGGCUGUUAAAGGCCAAAAAUUUUGGUAAAUCAAUCAAUGCUAUAUUAUGCUCUUGAACUAUUAAAACAGCCAUAAUUAAUUAUUGUCCCAAGAUAGAUAGAAUAUAGUCCUUUUUCAAAGAUGACUAUACGUGGCUAGGUGACAGACAUGAAUGACUGACUCUGGAGAGUAAGUCAUACCUUCCCUCUGUGGACUUGACAGUUCUUUUUCUAGAGCAAACAGAGCGUGGCAUUUUGUUUUGACUUGUUCUUCCUUGGGGUCAAAUUUAUAUAUAUAUAUAUAUAAAUUUUUGUUUGUUUGGGCAACCAAGAUCUAAUAAUUAAAACCCAGGUGGACCAUGGAUUCAGACCUGCCUUUUUAUGUUUUUGACUCUUAGGUUCAUCGUGUCCCAGACUUCUUCACAUAUUCGUGAAGGUAAGAUAUUCUGUGUGCGCUUGGCCUCCUUUUCACGCAUAUUUCAUUGCCUCUUUGAUGAGUGGUUACGAAGACGUUAAACUACCUUUUUGUUCCCUGGGGUAAUAGGUCAGUAACUAUGAGCACCGUCUCUCUCCAUGUGAGCUUGUGUUAAUAGACACUUUUAUGGUAGAGUUGGGAUGGGGCCACCACCUUAAAAUGAGUGAGCAGACAAGGCCAGGCAAGCCAAAGGCUUUAAGACACCAUGAUUUUUUUGUUUUGUUUUAAUUGGGAAGGGAAGUAUAAGGAAGAGCUCAGAGGGAGUUUCAUACCUGGAAUUGUUGGACUUAAUUGACACUUGCAAAUACUUUUAGUAUAAAGGUUUAAUUCUAUUUAAAAAGAAGAUCCAUUAAAUCAAGCUCUUAACUCAUGGGACUAUUUGCAACACUUCUUUGUAAAUAUCAUUUUGUUUGUUAGGUUAUUGGCAAAACAGUUUCAAGGUUCACUUCCCUCCCUUGAACCAGGUCCAGGUCAUUUUGCUUUGGGGUAGAUUAAAGUCAGAACUCUAAAAGUUGAGCAACUUUGUUUUUUUUUGAAUUGAUUUAGCACUAACCCACCAUUACAUCUUAAGGAUGGCAUGACUUGAUAAUGAUGGACUUGUGUGAGGUUUUGAUUUUUCAAUUAAACUUUUUGUUAUCACAGGUAA
Pan troglodytes (chimpanzee) is the source of this 5909-nucleotide messenger RNA. RefSeq names its product zinc finger RANBP2-type containing 1 (gene ZRANB1). The record is from RefSeq and is a predicted model, not a curated record. The transcript has 11 exons. Lineage: Eukaryota; Metazoa; Chordata; Mammalia; Primates; Hominidae. Gene Ontology annotation, biological process: protein K33-linked deubiquitination; cytoskeleton organization; positive regulation of Wnt signaling pathway. Gene Ontology annotation, cellular component: cytoplasm; nucleus. Gene Ontology annotation, molecular function: cysteine-type deubiquitinase activity; K63-linked polyubiquitin modification-dependent protein binding. The coding region runs from base 528 to 2732 and encodes 734 amino acids.